This is a messenger RNA of Naegleria fowleri, 2031 nucleotides long. RefSeq lists its product as uncharacterized. The transcript has a single exon. The record is from RefSeq and is a predicted model, not a curated record. Gene Ontology annotation, biological process: proteolysis. Gene Ontology annotation, cellular component: cytosol. The coding region runs from base 1 to 2031 and encodes 676 amino acids. Gene Ontology annotation, molecular function: tripeptidyl-peptidase activity; serine-type endopeptidase activity. Lineage: Eukaryota; Heterolobosea; Eutetramitea; Acrasida; Naegleriidae.
AUGCAAACCACAGUUCCUUCGUCGCUUUCUUCUCGUGAUCAGCUCCAUCAUCCUCUUCUCAGUUUCAUCACCUAUAAACGAUAUAAUGGGAUUGUAUUGGUGUUAUCCAUUGGUUUGCUUUUCAUAUCAUUACUGAGUGUGUUUCCUAACGCUAACAACAGAAGUGUACUUGCAUCGGAAGUGGAGAAUCUCACCAAAGCCAAGAUUUGGAUUUAUUUCAAGGAUAAAGGACAAGAAGUUUCUAAUUUAAAGUCCUCUACUCAAAUACCUGUCAUCAUUCAAAAGAGAUUGUUGGCAUUGAAGAGUAAGAAGAAUAGUAGAUCGGUCGGUGAGGCUGAAGCAAGCAUGAUCUAUCCGACAAAUGUGGCCAUCACUGAAAAAUCUCUUGAAAGAAGAAGAAAACAAUUGGCACAAUUCGAAAUCAGAAACAAGAAUAAUUUAAAAAGAUCGGAUUUAUCAGAGUCUUCAUUGUAUUCAGUACAUGACAUUCCUAUUCAUGAAGAAUAUGUUGAAAGAAUUGAAUCAAUACUGAGACCUGAUCAAAAAAUUGGAGUCAGAAGCAAUUGGUUGAACGCUAUUAGUGUGGCUGAUGUUACACAGGACCAAGUUCUCAAAAUUCAAAAUAUGGAUUUUGUUCAACACAUCGAAGAAGUUGCGAGUUUUAAAAAACGAACUCAAGUAUCGGAAGAGCCAAUAAUUACUACAAAAUCCUCACACAGGAAAACGUCACAAAACUCAAUUUAUGGAUUGGCACAAGAGCAAUUAAGUCAAAUUAAUGUUAUUCCAAUAUUAGAAUCAAAUCCGCAUUUAAAUGGAACAGGUGUUACUGUUCUCAUUUGCGACAGUGGAUUCCAUCGACAGCAUAGAGCAUUCAAAAAUUUGAAGCUUGUGGCAGAGUAUGACUUUGUUUAUGGCGAUACCAACACAGACAAUGAACAAAACGAAUCUCCAACUGUUGCGAACCAUGGAACUCAAUGCUUAUCAGCACUCGCAGGUUAUGACCCUUAUAACUUUAUGGGAGUAGCACCAGGCAUUUCUGUACUUUUAGCAAAAACUGAGGAUGUCAGAUCUGAAACUCCAGCUGAAGAAGACAACUUUAUCGCUGCUGUCGAGUGGGGAGAACGAAUGGGUGCCGACGUAUUGAGUGCCUCCCUUGGCUACACCGAUUGGUAUUCACAUGCAAAGAAGAAUUACAAUGGUGUCACAUCACCCCUUACCCGAGUGGUCAACAUUGCUUCUCGAUAUAAAGGAAUAGUGUUGGUUCUAGCAGCCGGCAACGAGGGCAGUGAAGGUAUUUCAACUCCUGCAGACGCAUUUGACUCAAUCACUGUUGGAUCUGUAGACUCUAGUGAUUUUAUUUCAGGCUUUAGCAGCAGAGGCCCUUCAGACGAUGGACGGAUUAAGCCAGAGGUUUGUGCACGUGGAAGCAGAACCAAUGUUGUCUCUCCAAACACUGACUCUGACUAUACCAUCAAUUCUGGAACUAGCUUUUCGACUCCCAUUGUUGCUGGCUGUGUUGCUUUGACCCUGCAAAUGCAUCCUAAUUGGACCCCUUAUCAAGUCAGAAAGGCAUUCAUGUUGACAGCAUCCCAAGCUACUGCUCCAGACAACAAUUAUGGAUGGGGUAUUGUGAACUUGGCUGCAGUUAUGAAUUUCAGUCAAAACUCUUCAUCAUCUUACUUUAAUGACUCGCCAACACCAUGCCCUGUUACAACCAAUCUUGGACCUCUCUACAACAGUGAAUGUGGAUGGAAAGCUAAUAGAGGAGUCUGUUUUAAUGGAUUGUGUCGUUGCUACUUGUCUUCCUCUACUAAGGAUUCAUGUGAUAUUCCAUCGACAGGUUCUUCUAUUUCGACCAAAUGUGGACUUCAUAAUUGCAAAGGUGGAGUUUGUUCUAAAGAGAAGUGUCUAUGUUUCUAUGGAUGGAGUGGUUCUGAUUGCAGCAUUCAAGAGGCUAUCAGUAUUUCCAGCAAAAUUUUCCUCUCCCUUAAUUCUAUAGUAAUUGUCUUUCUUUUUAUUAUUUUCAUGUAA